This is a messenger RNA of Mugil cephalus (flathead mullet), 2272 nucleotides long. RefSeq names its product glutathione S-transferase, C-terminal domain containing (gene gstcd). The record is from RefSeq and is a predicted model, not a curated record. The transcript has 12 exons. Lineage: Eukaryota; Metazoa; Chordata; Actinopteri; Mugiliformes; Mugilidae. The coding region runs from base 139 to 2097 and encodes 652 amino acids.
UGGCGCUGUGGGGCUAUGUCAGCUGUAGCACUGGGAGAAGAAGAAGCAGCAGCACCGUGACUGUGUACCAUAACAACGUGGGUUUGUUGAGGUCGCCGGUGUUUGGAUUUAUCUACUUUCAAGUCCACCUCGUUUACAAUGAAAGACACUGAGGUAAAGCAGGAGCAUCCCUCCCUCUAUUUAGAAGUUAGCUCUGAAAGCGGGGAGCCGCGUCUUCCUCUGCACACGUCCAUCGUCCUGUUUCUGCUGUCCUACUGCGAGUGCAAGACUUUCAAAGUUUUCCUGGUCUUCAAGAAACCUGCCAGCUGCGAGUCACUGAGGAGUCAGCUGCCCGCCUCCCUGAGUGUCUCUGACAUCCAGGUGGAGGGUUUGCCACAGCUGGUGAAGGCCUGCCGCCUCCCUGCUGUUUUGGAUGAGACUGGACGGCUCUGCAGGGCAGGACUGGCCGUGGUCCUCAGACAUAUCAUUAACACAACCAUCGAGGCAGACCCUACCAGGAAGGAUGUACUGGCACUGCUUGGUUUCAAGAAGACAUGUCUGAAAGCCUGUGCUGAGGUCAGCAAGUGGACUAGGCUAUGUGAAAUUGGCAUCCCCUCUGCCGUUGAGGAACACCUCCAAAAUCCCCAGAAUCAAUAUCUGCAGCUGCCUCUCUCCAUUCUCACCCUCGAGCGAAGGCUGGCGGAACCUGUCAAAGUGCACAACGACGACAAAAUACGGAGACAGAAACUCAAAGAGCAGAGACAGAGUGAAAAGAGUGAGUCCCCAAAGGGAGGCCGAGGGAAGCCGGACGCUGAGCCCGAGUCUGGACAGCCGUCUCCGGUCCGUGACGGACUUGAGCUCAGGGCGGCUCUCGCCAAACUGUCUGUGGAUUCAGUUCCGGCUUUGACCACCAGAGAGAACUCUGAGAUCAGGAAAGUGAAGACAACGGACUUGCCUCCGCUGGAGCAUGUUUUUGCUGAGGGACUGUACUUCACUCUGACUGAUGUGGUGCUGCUGCCGUGCAUCCAUCAGUAUCUGUGCUCCCUUCAAGCCCAUGCUGCGAGCGCGCUGCGUUGGGUCCCCCGCCUGCUGCGUUGGUACGGCCGCGUUCAAGAGGUACCCGGGGUGCUUCGGGCGGCUGAGGCUUGUGGGCUUCAUCUGUCCGUCCCCCAACUUCCCCCAACAUCCAGCCUCCCAGAGGAGACAGCUGCAGAGGACAAUGUGGCCAGCCCACUGGAACAAGAGGAAGGCCAGGAGACAACCACGCAGCUUCCAUUCGUCGGCGGGCCCAGGCCCACAAUGACUAAACUUAAAGAAAGCGGCAUCGAGGCGGUGUUUGCUCCUCAUCCUUGCCCUGCCUGGACUCUCCCAUGGGACGCCCUACCGGAAGCCAUCAACCCCACUGAGGGGAAAAUGUCAAAUAUCCGCGCAGUCCGCAAGAUGCAACAGCUGAACAACUUGGUUGCCGUGGUUACAGAUCUAGCCAGACCAGGUUACACCGUCGUGGAUUUCUGCAGUGGAACGGGCCACGUUGGGAUUGUUCUGGCACACACGCUCCCAGAUUGCCAGGUCAUCCUCAUCGAGAACAAAGAAGAGUCCUUGGUGAGGGCUCAGAGUCGCGGUGCUGAGCUCGGCCUGAAAAACAUCGGCUUCAUUCAGGCCAAUUUGGAUUACUUCACGGGACCCUUUCACAUUGGGGUUGCCCUCCACGCUUGUGGCAUUGCAACAGACAUGGUGAUGGAGCAUUGCAUCCAGACUGGAGCCUCCUUUGUCAUUAGUCCUUGCUGCUAUGGUUUCAUCCAGAACGCUGUCAAGUUCACCUUCCCCAAGAGCAAAAAGUUCCAGGACACCCUGACGUAUAAGGAACACAUGAUCCUCUGCCGCUUCGCAGACCAGACGGCUGUCCAGCUCCCCCCUGACCGGCGACUCAUCGGUAAACAGUGUAUGGGCUUGGUGGACUUGGAUCGGUCGUGGGCAGCGGAGACUCACGGAUACUCGGUGCGGGUGAUGACCAUGGAGCCUGAAAGCUGCUCGCCGAAGAACAACAUGCUGGUGGGAAGGCCGCCGCAGAAGAGCGGACAAGAAGCCGCUGACGGCCAAGCACUGGUGCGUAAUUAGGACUCGGAGCUCCGGUGUGCAGCAGGGCACCUUCAGCGUGGUCGGGGGUUUGAUGACGUUCCCAGCCUUCCGUGCCUCCUGGCUUUUUAUCCACCCUCAAAAUUUCAUUUUAUUUUUAUCUAAUUUUUUUGUGAAAAAUGGCCUCAGAAAAUAAAAUAUUAUUUCUAAGACAACA